AUGAUAAUGGAUCAUAUGAUGCAUUGUACAUCUUCAGUGUGAUUGUCAUUUGAUUUGAGCCUAAUUAGUGAUUAGUGCUGGGGUACCUCUGACCCUGCCAUAUAUUUAAAUAUAUAUAUAUAUAUAUAUAAAGAGUAUAUAUUCAUCUGUAUUUGUAAAGGUAUAAAUUAGAGUCGUUGUUGGUCAUCGUUAUUUAAAAACUGGACAUUUCUUACUGAUUGAUCUCUGCACUUUGCAUUGAAGUGCCUGUUUGUUUUAAAAAUGGCAAAAAUGUGGCAAAGAGUAGUAAUGUUUUUUCUCUUCAUCUCGUCAACGGUGUCCUCCAUGUACCCCGAACCUCUCAGCCAGUCCAUGAUCGACUACAUCAACAGUUAUCCCGGUGCUACUUGGAAGGCAGGAGAGAACUUUAAAGAUCUCCCACUCUCCCAUGUGAAGCAGUUAUGCGGGGCCUUGAAGGGAGGGGAAAAACCUAAGAAAAGAUUUCAUGUAGUGGACGAUGACGAAGUAAUCCCUGACGAAUUCGACCCGAGAGAACAGUGGCCCAACUGUCCCACUCUCAAGGAAGUUAGGGAUCAGGGAUCCUGCGGCUCUUGCUGGGCUUUUGGUGCAGUAGCAGCGAUGUCGGACAGGAUUUGCAUCGCUUCCGGGGGAAAAGUGAAUGCCCACAUUUCGGCCGAGGAUCUCUUGACUUGCUGCUCCACCUGUGGAAUGGGUUGUAAUGGUGGUUAUCCACCGGCUGCCUGGGGGUAUUACAAGAAAAUUGGUUUGGUCACAGGCGGCCAGUACGGUUCAGAGCAGGGUUGUAGGCCAUACAGCAUCGCCCCGUGCGAACAUCACGUGAACGGCACCAGGCCCCCAUGCAAGGGGGAGGGAAAGACCCCAGAAUGUUCGAAGAAAUGUAGGGAGGGUUACAAACUGUCUUACAAAGAAGAUAAGCAUUAUGGUGUGUCAGUUUACUCGGUAGAUAGCUCUGAGACUCAAAUCAAGAUGGAGUUGAUGAAACAUGGUCCAAUUGAAGCUGCCUUAACUGUGUACGCUGAUUUCGUGCAGUACAAAUCAGGUGUGUACCAUCACGUGACUGGGGAAGAGUUAGGAGGGCAUGCAGUGAAGCUGAUUGGUUGGGGUGUUGAGAAUAACGUUCCCUAUUGGUUGGUGGCCAAUUCGUGGAACAACGAUUGGGGCGAUGGAGGUUUCUUCAAAAUCCUGAGAGGGAAAAACGAGUGCGGAUUUGAAUCUGAACUGGUUGCUGGCGAGCCAAAGAUCAAAUAAACAACUAUAAAUUAUUAUUUUCAUUAUGAUUAUUAUGACUAUUAUCAUAAUAAUAAUUAUAACUAUAAUUAUUAUUUCGUUCUGACAACGCACAGUCUAUAUUAUUAUUAUUAUUAUUAUUAUUAUUUAUUCUUAUACGUUUAUUUUUAUACGUAAUAUAAAAUUAAAUAAUAUUUCAUAUAAUAUAUUACAUAUAAUUUAUUACACGUAAUGAGUACAUUUUAAUAGAUUGCCAUUUAGAGGUAGCAUUUAAUGUUUAUGCCAUUAUAUAUAUAUAUAUAUAUAUAUAUUUUAAUAUUCUAUAAAUUCUACCGAAUAUUCGGUAGAACUUAUAGAAUAUUGUAAAAAUUAUGGUCUAUUACCAACAUAUAUAUAUAUAUAUAUCUAGUGACGUCAUAAAAUACGUCAUCAUCAUAUAUAUGUAUAAUAUAUAUAUUAUAUCUUGUUUAUUUUUUCGAAAAAUUAGACAAUAAGCUAUUUAACGAGGAGCAUGCUGUGGUCGGUUUCCACUCCAAUAGUUUUCAUUUCUGACUUGUCUUAAUCCAAAUAUAAAUGUAUAUUUUUUUAAUAUUUUUGAGUGUGUGUGUGUGUGUAAUACGCUGUUUAAUACAAUAUAUAAAUCAAUCUUCGUUUUGCGUCCAGAGACCCGGUUUCCCGAGGUAGGACGUAUUAAUCAAUAAAAUAUAUUUAAAUUUCUACAAUUCAGUGACGCUCUAGCCAGCCAAACGAAUUAGAGAGAUAAGAUAUGUGUAUUUUUUAUUUUUUCGUUCGAAUUUAUUCCAGUUUCUAUAUUUAAAAAAACUGCCGAUUGUUUGUUA
Messenger RNA from Helobdella robusta, 2087 nucleotides. RefSeq lists its product as hypothetical. Gene Ontology annotation, biological process: regulation of catalytic activity. The transcript has 12 exons. NCBI's taxonomy places the organism in Eukaryota, Metazoa, Annelida, Clitellata, Rhynchobdellida, Glossiphoniidae. The coding region runs from base 262 to 1269 and encodes 335 amino acids. Gene Ontology annotation, cellular component: lysosome. Gene Ontology annotation, molecular function: cysteine-type endopeptidase activity. The record is from RefSeq and is a predicted model, not a curated record.